UGCCUAGGGUGCAGCGUUGCAGGGCUUCCUUCGACCUACGAGUACCGUAGCAGAAGAAGUAGAACAAGAGUGUAGGCUGUAAAAUGUGCACAAUCUGCGGUGAAAUUGUUAGUUAGCAGUGAAGGUCGCAAGAGAAAAGAGAGUGUCAUAGAGUGGAGCAGAAAGAGAAAAGAGCGCAAAGUGUGAGAAGAAAUUGGAAUCGGAUGUAUUGUGAGGAGAAUAUACGGGACGUUGCUUCUGCUGCACUGAGUACGCUUCGGUCUACAAAAAGUUGCAGUGGUGAGGAAUUGUUGUUGUUCCGACGGAAUGCAACUUCCGGUGUGCCUGUUUCACACCUGGUGGUGACCUGGUGCUGAAUGGCAGGCACAGCCCCUAGGUGAUGACAUGAGACGGGGGAUUGGCGGGGAUCGUGUGAUGGUUUCAAUGACUAAAAUUGACCUUGGUAUUAUAUUCGGCUCGAUAUGAGUGGAGACCAGGAGUCACCGCCAACUUCUUCAUCACUUUCCCCGUUUGCGUCUGUUUUCGAGUGUGUUUCUUUCGAGAUUCACCCCGCUUCCUUUAGCGCGCGCGAGGAGGUAGGGAGGGAGGGAAGGAGAGGGAAGGUCGGCAUGGUGCAGACAACGGGAGCGCCCGUCGUGGUGUCUGCGCCUACGGCGUGUCAAGUGCAGUGCGCCGGGUGCCGCCGUAUUCUGAACGUCCCCUCCGGUAUUCUCAAUUUCCAGUGUCCGAAAUGCAAGCUACCGCAAGUGCUGCCCCCGCAGUUGCGAUCAUCGCAAGGCUUGGCGCGUGGAAUUGACAGCACCAAAAUUCAGCUUCCGUGUGCUAAUUGUCGAGCCGUACUUAAUGUUCCCCCCGGCCUCACUCGAUUCGUCUGCCCGCAGUGUCGCGUGGAACUCGCGGUGGAUCCUGUGAAACUUGCCGCUUACAUGAGUUCGUUGUCGCAGUUGAAUGCCCUCGGAAGUGGACAGGGAUUGCUGCCUACAGGAGUGUCUGCUGGUGGCUUGCCUGGUAGCCUUGCGGAUGCAAUGGACGACACAGGUUGGAACAGUAAGCAGCUCCACGGUGCGGGGGGCUUCGCCAUGGAGGAAGUUAACGAGGUGGCUUUAGAAGUGGAGCAAGAGGAGGACGAAGCUGGAACCAUAGGAGAUACUUUCACAGACUAUAAACCUUCGAAGCUGUCAAUAGGCCGACCGCAUCCUGAUCCAAUUGUGGAGACAGCCUCUUUAUCAGCUGUGCAGCCUCCAGAGCCUACAUACGAACUUGUUAUUAGGGAGGAAAUGGAGAAAUCAGGGGCUCUAUCAUGUUUGCAACUCGAGACUAUUGUUUAUGCUUCACAGAGGCAUAUGCAGCAUCUCGCAGACGGCACAAGAGCAGGUUUUUUCCUGGGGGAUGGAGCAGGAGUUGGCAAAGGACGCACCAUUGCUGGAUUAAUCUGGGAAAAUUGGAAACGGGAGAGAACCAAGGCUCUGUGGCUUUCAGUUGGCUCUGAUCUCAAAUUUGACGCACGACGGGAUUUGGAUGACGUAGGAGCGAUGGAGGUUGAAGUUCACGCGCUCAAUAAGUUGCCGUAUGCCAAAUUGGACUCAAAGGCUGUGGGAGUCAGGGAAGGGGUGUUGUUUCUUACGUACAGUAGUUUAAUAGCAUCUUCUGACAAAGGAAGAUCGAGAUUGCAGCAGCUGGUGCAGUGGUGUGGUCCUGAUUUUGACGGGCUUUUGGUUUUUGAUGAGUGUCACAAGGCCAAGAACCUUGUUCCCGAAGCAGGAGGUCAAGCCACACGAACUGGUGAAGCGGUUCUCGAAAUACAAAACAGAAUGCCAGACGCUCGUGUCGUCUACUGCUCAGCCACUGGAGCAUCCGAACCUCGAAAUAUGGGUUACAUGGCCCGUCUUGGGUUGUGGGGCUCUGGAACAGACUUUCCGCAGUUCUCAGCUUUUCUUGGUGCACUUGAAAAGCGUGGAGUUGGAGCUCUUGAGCUUGUGGCCAUGGACAUGAAAACAAGAGGGAUGUACGUCUGUCGGACACUCAGUUUCAAAGGGGCUGAUUUUUCUAUCGACGAAGUACCUCUGGAGGUCAAAAUGCAGAAUAUGUACAUGCAGGCAUGCUUUUUCUGGAGUACGUUGCGUGUGGAACUCAUGUCUGCUUUGGACGCUCUUCAAGAAAGGCGACCAAGUCAAAAUCAACUUUGGCGGUUAUACUGGGCAAAUCAUCAACGCUUUUUCCGUCACAUGUGCAUGUCUGCAAAAGUGCCUGCAGCUGUAAGGUUAGCCAAGCAGGCACUGGAAGAAGAGAAAUGUGUUGUGAUAGGCUUGCAAAGUACAGGUGAAGCACGCACAGAAGAAGCUGUAAACAAAUACGGCGUCGAGCUUGAUGAUUUUGUGUCAGGGCCACGGGAGCUGUUGCUGAAGCUCGUAGAGGAACAUUAUCCUCUUCCUCAGGAUCCUGCAACUGCAGAAGCUGAAUCAGAUCCAGACUCGGCAGGAAGUGAAGAGGAAAGCAGCACCUGUCAUGUUUGCAUGAUUGAAGAUGUAGCGCAUCAUUUUUUGGAGUGCACUAGGUGCGGAACUGUUGUUCAUCCAGCUUGUCUUACCCCACCUCUAGGAGAAAAUGCAGAUUGCGACUGGUAUUGUGUUGGAUGUGGUGAGAAGACCAGCGAUUAUCAAGUAGAGCGUCGCCGCUAUUUCUCCGUAGUUUCGCGCAGACAUGAAGUGGCAAAGGCGAGGAAGAGUAAGAUCUUGGAUACUGUUCGAGCUCUUGAAUUGCCAAACAAUCCAUUGGAUGAUAUUAUUGAUCAGUUGGGAGGUCCAGACCGCGUUGCAGAAAUGACUGGACGGAGGGGUAUGCUGGUGCGAGCACAGAAUGGAAAAGGGGUUAUCUACCAAGCGCGAAACACAAAAGACGUAACAUUGGAAAUGAUUAAUAUGCACGAGAAGCAGCAAUUUAUGGAUGGGAAGAAAUAUGUUGCAGUCAUUUCAGAAGCAGCAUCAGCUGGAGUGUCUCUUCAAGCAGACAGAAGAGCUGCAAAUCAGAGGAGAAGAGUGCACAUAACAUUGGAACUGCCUUGGAGUGCCGACCGUGCAAUCCAACAAUUUGGGAGAACUCACAGAUCCAAUCAAACUUCUGCUCCUCAAUACAGAUUAUUGUUCACAAAUCUUGGUGGAGAGCGUCGAUUUGCAUCCAUUGUUGCUAAGCGUCUGGAGAUUCUCGGGGCUCUGACUCAGGGUGAUAGAAGAGCUGGCCCGUCACUUAGUGCCUUCAAUUAUGACAGUGUUUAUGGAAAAAAGGCACUUGCAAGCACAUAUAAGUCUAUCAUGGAGCAGGUGGAGCCGUUGGUAAUACCACCUGGGUGUCCUAGUGGAGAUUCGGCCAAGGCGAAGGACUUCUUUCACCAGUGUAGGCAGGCGCUUCUUACUGUAGGGAUUAUUCGUGAUGCAGUCGGUGUAAAUCAAAGUAAUGGUACAACAAAGCCAUUUACAAGACCCUCAGGAAGGAUAGCAGAAGCGGAUUUGCAUGACGUGGGGAGGUUUCUCAACAGGGCUCUAGGGCUACCACCAGAUAUCCAAAAUCGGCUCUUUGAGUUUUUUGUAAGUGUGUUUGAUGAACUCAUACGGGAUGCUCGGAAAGAGGGUCAAUUUGAUUCUGGAAUAGUGGACAUUAAGGCCAGCACAAUCGAAUUAUGUGGUGCUCCAAAGACAGUCCAUGUGGACUCUAUGUCUGGAGCGCCAACUACACUUUUUAUUUUGGAGACAGAUCGAGGUCUCACUUGGGAGGCUGCGAGUAAGUUACUUGAAGAUCACACUGAUGGCAGUGAUAAUUCCAUUUAUCGAUCUAGACGCGAAUGGCUUGGUAGAACACAUUAUCUUCUCGCCCUAGAAAGAUCUGGAUCAAAUCCUAAAGCUUUCAGAGUCUUCAGACCGGCUAGUGGUGAAGCUCCAAGGGAGAUGUCAUUAUCUGAACUGCGUAGCAAGUAUAUCAAGGAAUCAUCAUUAGACCGGGCUAAGGCUGGUUGGCUUGAGGACUUCACCAUCUCAGCAGAUCAAUGUCUGCAUGGACCGAAGUGCAAAUUGGGGUCUGGCUGCACGAUUGGAAGGAGAGUACAGCAGGUACAUAUUCUGGGAGGCCUAAUUUUACCCGUGUGGGGCACGGUGGAGAAGGCUCUGUCUAAACAGAUAAGAAAAAGUCACAAGAGGUUGCGCGUUGUGCGACUUGAGACGACCACCGAAGGUCGUCGGAUUGUGGGUCUUCACAUUCCUAACACCGCAGUUGAAGCAGUUUUGUCAGGACUUACUGACCUCCAAGUCAAAGCAAUGGACGAUUCAGUUGAAUAGUCAUAAGAAGACUCUUGUACAGUUUUGUAAAUUUUCUUUGGACGAUUUUACUUUAUCACAAAUUCAUCACUGACCUUGCAGUGCUAAAUUUCUCACAUUGCUAAAGACUACCAUAGCAUUCAUGACCUUAUUAUACGAUCGACGUUGAAUGUCCUCAACCAA
Physcomitrium patens is the source of this 4487-nucleotide messenger RNA. RefSeq names its product protein FORGETTER 1. The record is from RefSeq and is a predicted model, not a curated record. Gene Ontology annotation, cellular component: nucleus. Lineage: Eukaryota; Viridiplantae; Streptophyta; Bryopsida; Funariales; Funariaceae. Gene Ontology annotation, biological process: regulation of DNA-templated transcription. Gene Ontology annotation, molecular function: histone binding; chromatin DNA binding.